Messenger RNA from Cyclopterus lumpus (lumpfish), 3582 nucleotides. RefSeq names its product guanine nucleotide-binding protein G(s) subunit alpha-like. Gene Ontology annotation, biological process: adenylate cyclase-activating dopamine receptor signaling pathway; sensory perception of chemical stimulus. NCBI's taxonomy places the organism in Eukaryota, Metazoa, Chordata, Actinopteri, Perciformes, Cyclopteridae. Bases 1536 to 2675 code for a protein of 379 amino acids. The record is from RefSeq and is a predicted model, not a curated record. The transcript has 12 exons. Gene Ontology annotation, cellular component: heterotrimeric G-protein complex. Gene Ontology annotation, molecular function: GTPase activity; D1 dopamine receptor binding; ionotropic glutamate receptor binding.
UCUUCGUUCCCAGGGUUCUGUGAGAGCCGUUUGCCCCACCCCACCUCUUCAGCGCUAUCUAUCUCAAUGUACAAUUCUCAGAGAAAAAAGGGGGUACAAAUAAUUCAGAGUAACACCGCAAAGAAACGAUUCUCACUUCCCCGACCGGUGCACCGGAGCAGACGCGGCCUCUCGGCGGUACAAACUAAAUACAUGUCUCGCCGUUGGACCACUGAUUGAAAACACCGCGGUAUGUUCACGUACCAUGCACAUGUAACCGUAAUCUACCACACGGAUUCAAAGGGAAUACGACAAGCUCAAAAGACUUGACAGCGGGCUGUACCUGCGCCAAACGGGCAAAUAACGGAGGAUUUUUCUACCAGUGUCGCCUGGAUACCGCGUUCUAUUCAAGGACCUCCAAAAAGCCCCCCAAAAAACUGCCGCUGCUCGCGCGGACAAGCUUUCCGAUGUGAGGAGAAAAUACAAAUUAACGUGACAGUGAGCAAAAGGACGGAGAAGGGGCCUUUUUCUUUGGGGUCUGGUCAAACCCUCCGGAAAAAAAAAGCAAGCACCAGCAUCUGUUGAACGGGAGAGGAAAUAAUUUGGACAUCGGCUAAAAACAGGAUAUUAUUAAUAAGGUUGCUAACAUCAACGACUACAACUCCCCUCCUGCCCCCACCCCCCAAAAAACACACACACACGGUGUAUAAUGUGACGGGUUUGAAAGACGGUGGUGAUCGAGAAAGAAGCCCCGGUGAAAGUCUGAUGAUUCACAUGCCAUCAUUUUAAGAGGAAAUAUUUAUCCUAAUUUUUCUUUUGUUUUUGUUUUUGUUCACACCCGCCCUGUGAUGUGGUUUGGCUAGUUGGAUUGCAAACGCCACCUAAAAAGAAUAACGUGACAUUUAUAUUUAAAGAGGGGGGGCGGGGGGGGGGGGAGAAAUAGGGUUGUAAGUGGAAUUAAAUGGCAGUGUGAGAUAUCUGCCGAAGAUGGGCUCCGGAGGAGACAUUUGUUAAGGAAAUUAAACAUAACGUGAACAAGAAAAUAUACAUAUACAAACCCAGCGUUUAAAGUGAAAAUACAGUGAAAGAAACGGAGACACCGGCUUUCAUUCAUGUACAUUGCAAGGCUGGAAAUGUCACGUCCACUCCCUCAUAUCAAUGUUGAUGACUUCAUUGCAGAUUUACAGUGAAAAACACAUUAAUCAAGCGUCUGAGAGGGCGGCAUCGUUGCUCUGCUUCUUCAUUUUUUUUUUUUUUUUUUUCGUUGAGUGAUCUCUUGUUGAUAAAUUGGCAGUAAAUAGCCACAUCCAUCCAUAUUGUGCCAAAACCUGGUGGAGGCUACUACCCGCCGUCUUACUACCUAGCAGGUUUUCAUCUGGCAACAUAAAUGUCACCCAUUUUGAGCCAGGUGUUCCUCUGCUGAGCCAGUCGAGGAAUUUAGGAUUGAUUGACUUUUCUUCUGAUCAACAACCUCCCUCCUUUCCUCCCCCCCAACACCUACCUACCUACCUUCCCAUCCUGCCUCCCCCUGAACCUAUCACUGGGUUUUUGGGAAGAUGGGCUGUCUUGGCAAUAGUAAGACCGAAGACCAACGAAAUGAGGAGAAGGCACAGAGGGAAGCCAACAAAAAGAUAGAGAAGCAGCUCCAAAAGGACAAACAGAUUUACCGGGCGACUCACCGGCUACUACUACUAGGCGCCGGUGAAUCCGGAAAAAGCACGAUAGUCAAACAGAUGCGAAUACUGCACGUUAAUGGCUUCAACGCAGAGGAGAAACAACAGAAGAUUCACGAUAUUAAAAACAACAUUAAAGAAGCUAUAGAGACGAUUGUGGCUGCCAUGACUACGCUCACACCGCAAUGCCGGAUAGCCUGUCCUGCAAACCAAUGCCGCAUCGAUUAUGUCCUCAAUCAAGUAAUCCAGAAGGAUUUUGAGUUUCCUUCGGAGUUUUAUGACCAUGGAAAGAAACUCUGGCAGGACAAGGGUGUGCGGGCCUGCUGGGAAAGGUCCAACGAAUAUCAACUCAUCGACUGCGCACAGUACUUCUUAGACAGGAUCGACGUGGUCAGGCAGAAUGACUACACGCCCACUGAUCAGGACCUGUUGAGGUGCCGAGUACUGACAUCUGGGAUCUUUGAGACACGAUUUCAAAUAGACAAAGUCAAUUUCCAUAUGUUCGAUGUCGGAGGUCAGAGGGAUGAACGUCGAAAGUGGAUCCAGUGUUUUAACGACGUGACAGCCAUCAUCUUCGUGGUGGCGAGUAGCAGCUACAACAUGGUGAUCAGAGAAGACAAUCAGACCAACAGACUACAGGAAGCCCUCAACCUUUUCAAGAACAUUUGGAACAACCGGUGGCUACGGACCAUUUCGGUAAUCCUCUUCCUGAACAAACAGGACCUGCUUGCUGAGAAGGUGUUGGCAGGGAAAUCUAAAAUUGAGGAGUAUUUCCCGGAUUUCACACGCUACACUACACCUGAUGAUGCAAUACCAGAGCCAGGUGAGGACCCCCGAGUCACGAGGGCAAAGUACUUCAUUCGGGAUGAGUUUCUGAGGAUCAGUACAGCCAGCGGGGACGGGCGGCAUUACUGUUACCCCCACUUCACCUGCGCGGUUGACACUGAAAACAUCCGCCGCGUCUUCCAUGACUGUCGCGACAUCAUACAGAGGAUGCACCUCCGGCAGUACGAGCUCUUGUGAUGGGCCGCGGCGUCCGGCUUACUUCUCUACCUACCAACCUACUUAUCAACGCCCCCCCUCUCUCCUCCCCUGCCCCCCGCAACCAGUUAGCCAAUCACCCCCUCCACUUCCAACUUCACCAAACAGCCGAGCCCUCCCCUCCAUGCUGAUACAACUCUACUUCUCCCGGUUCAGAAAAUCAUAACAGCGGAAAGACUUCUUUUUCUUUUCUUUUUAAGGAAACAGUUAAGGAUACACCAACGUUUUCAUCAAGCAUCAGCCACGGCUGACUGCUGUACUCGGCUACAUUUUGAGCUAAGAGAGAGGGUGAAGACUGGAAUCCCUCAGUGCAGACUAUCCAUCCUUUCAGCUCUCUGUCUCUCUCUCAGAUAUAUGAACACACAAACACACACUUGCAGGUACACACAAACUGCAGCCAUUCAGAUCGCUUAGAUCGAUUUUAAUGUCUCAUAACACACACACACACACACACAGACAGGCCCUUUUUAAACUAAGUCCUCCAGCGUUGUUCAAGGCUGAAUUAAAUGUAUUCUGAGAGAGAGGAGUUUAUUCGGUGUGUGCUGAAGACUGUCGUCUUAGAAGGGGGAGGAGAAGAAGCGAACAAUGGACAUGGAGGGUGGCAAACUGAUACCAAGGAGGGCUGUGAGCCUUUUUGUUGCCCGAACAGACAGACUAAUGUACUAACGGCUGCCGGUGGACAUAAGCGUGACUCGAUCAUGACCUGCUCUUCAAGAAACCAAUCGAGGAGGGACAGCAAAAAAAAUACAAAUAAAAGUAAAAAAAGAAAUACCAUACAGUGCAUGAAUUCAUGCAUACCAGUGAACUUCAUGCAGUGCAAAAAAAUCCAAGUUAUUUAUAUAUAUAUUUAUAUACGUGUGCGUGUAUAUGUAUAUAUAUAUAUAUAUUU